Messenger RNA from Ziziphus jujuba (common jujube), 2039 nucleotides. RefSeq lists its product as uncharacterized. The record is from RefSeq and is a predicted model, not a curated record. The coding region runs from base 47 to 1906 and encodes 619 amino acids. Lineage: Eukaryota; Viridiplantae; Streptophyta; Magnoliopsida; Rosales; Rhamnaceae. The transcript has 4 exons.
UUAUAUUAAUCUAUAAUCUCUGGAGGGGUUUUUGUCUGAAAUACAUAUGAAGAAGAUGAAGUGGUCGCCAUGGCAAUUAACCGGAGCUUCGUCCGACAAGUUUCACAUUAAGCUCAACAGGUUAAAGCUGGAAGGUUUUUCUAGUUAUAAAGUGAAGAAGAAGAAGAAUAAUGGAGAACAACAACAUGGAGUUGUAGCCAUUGAGGUCAACUGGAAAGGUCCGAAGACCGGAGUUGUAUUCGUUCCGUUUUAUGGACGAUCAUGGCGGCAAAGGAAUUGCACCGCUUGCAGAGCUUUGAGCAAAAAUGGCUCCCUCAUUGAAUGGGAGGAUGAAUUCCACAAAGUUUGUAGUUUUUCAACCAAAGACGCUUUGGAGUUGACUUUCAGCUUGUUAUAUGGAGAGAAUGCAGAAUCGAAUAGUAAAAUGGAGGUUUUAGGGACAGUUUCUCUGAAUCUAACAGAUAAGUUGGGUUCAGGGAUGAAAUCUGAUAUUGAAGCAAAGCUUCCUAUCGCUUUAAAGGUUGCUGGGAUUAUUAACGGCCAAGCCACACUUUCUGUUAAUGUAAGCUUUGCGGAGGUCAGAAACUCACAGGAUUUGGUUGGAAACGUUCACAACUCAACUGGGUCAGACGGAGACAAGUUGAUUAAAAGGGUCAACUAUUUUAGGAGUUUUAGAAAGACGAGGAAAAGCCAAGGCCCUGUUGAACCAUCAAUGAGCUGUGACUCGGACGAGUCUAAUAUAACCACCACUAGUACUGCUAGUGUCCCAUGCAAUUUGGAACAUUCCAGUUCAAAACCUGAAUUCAGAUCCCCCAUGGGUUCGGACUCACCAGUACCCGACCCGGUUAAGAAAAGCGUGUUGCUUUCAUGGAAGAGAAGGAGGUUGAGUUUUAAUCCUUCAAGGCUGAAAUUGGAAGUACCAUUGAUUCAGAAUACAAACAGAGUGGAUGACAAAGUGGAGGAGAUUGACGGGUCAUUGCCUACGGGUUCCAUAGAGAAAGCGAAUUCCCCUAAAGAUUGCUGGGAAAUAAAGAAAGUAAUCAGCAGAGAUGGACAAGCAAAGCUCAAAACCCCGGUGUUUUUCGCCUCCUUUGAUCAGCGGAGCGAAAUGGCUGCUGGAGAAAGUGCCUGCACAGCACUGGUGAUGGUUAUUGCCCACUGGCUUCACUCAAACCAGGAUGUUAUGCCGUCGAAAUCCCAAUUCGAUAGCCUUAUUACUGAGGGUUCCACGGAGUGGCAAAAACUAUGCAACAAUGAGGCUUACUCAAACUUCUUCCCCAACAAACAUUUCGACCUUGAAACAGUCUUGGAAGCUGACCUCAGACCUUUAGCUGUUUGGCCUGAGAACUCUUUUGUUGGUUUCUUCAACCCCGAGAAGUUCGAGAGCUUGAAGGAAGCAAUGUCAUUCGAGAAGAUAUGGAACGAGAUAAGCAAUGACUCUGAAGUUUACGAUCCAAGGAUAUACAUCGUGAGUUGGAACGACCAUUUCUUUGUGUUGAAAGUAGAAGCCAAUGCUUACUAUAUCAUCGACUCAUUGGGUGAAAGACUCUUCGAGGGAUGUAACCAAGCCUACAUACUCAAGUUUGAUGAUUCGAGUGUCAUGUAUAGGGAGAAGAAGAUAGCAGAGGACAGGGAAGGAAGCAUAAACGAAGAGGAGAAUAUGCAAGAAGUAAUUUGCAAAGGAAAAGAGUGUUGCAGAGAGUUUAUCAUAAGGUUUUUGGCCGCCAUACCACUUGGGGAACUUGAGGAAGAAGAGCAAAAAGGAUUAGUUCCUACUUUACCACUCCACCAGAGACUGCAGAUUGAGUUUCACUACAGCUACUCACCACCUUCAUCUUCUGCUUCUUCGGCCUUUUCAACUCCCUCUCCUCCCUUCUCAGGUGAAGAUUGUAAAAAAAUAAAGUAGCCGAAUUGUUUAGUAGGGGUUUUUCCCCUUCUUUAGAGAUCAGUAUACAAUACAAGUUUUGAUUAUAUGAAUAUAUAACAAACACUAUUCAAAAACACGAAAAAUGAAACUGUUGAUGUUUCAUCCAGACAAA